UGGCUACUCUACUUCCAGCAUCAAGGUUGGAUUUCAGACAGGAAAAAAAGGGCAAGGCUCCAAAUGGUCCUUUGCCAGAAAAAUGGAAGCUUUCUAGGAAGUUCUAGACGGUAGACUUCCACUUGCACGCCUCCCUUAGCUGCAGGACCUGCAGAGGCAGUGCAUCUACAGACGUUGCUGUCCAGGGUUUGCAUCUUUUACUCCAGAACAGCCCUGUUUUGGAGAGAGUUUUGCAUGCAGUCUACAAGAGAAAGCUGAGAGAGGAAGUCUGCCCCAGCCAGCCAAUCUGCCCUGCCUUAGCGAAGAGCACAUCUGGAAGUGUUUUCAGGAGAAGCCUCUGUCUGCACAAGGUUUGGAUUCCCAGCUGCUGAAGGAGUGGAAGAAACCCGAGCCAUUCAGUCAACGCGAGCAAGCAGAGGUGGGUGUGGACGGCUGAGGCACACUCUCUUGGAAACAGCUUAUUGGCAGUGAGGCUCGUUAGCCCUUUGGGAUUUCCAAUGGGAUUUGGGAAGCAGCUGAAGCAACAGGAAGCUUAGCCGUCCUGUGAGGCCAGCCUCAGUUUGAACGCUCAGCUCUGCAGCAGUUCUGGACCAAGUUGCCCAAAGCCUACCCUCACAUCCAUCAGGUCCUUAUUACCCAGGUGGAAACACAUGGCUCUUCUACGCAAAGUUAACCAAGUGUUGCUGUUUCUUCUGGUCCUGACGCUCUGUGGGAUUCUGUACAAGAAAGUUCGUAAAGGAGCUGUACUUAAGAACGAAGCAGAUGAUGAUUCCGAGUCCCCCGAGGACGUGGAAGAGGAGAUUCCAGUGGUGAUCUGUGCGGCCGCAGGGAGAAUGGGCGCGGCCAUGGCGGCCAUCAACAGCAUCUACAGCAACACUGACGCCAACAUCAUGUUCUAUGUAGUUGGACUUCGGAACACUCUGCCUCGAAUACGAAAAUGGAUUGAACAUUCUAAACUGAGAGAAAUAAACUUCAAGAUUGUGGAGUUCAAUCCUAUAGUCCUCAAGGGGAAGAUUAGACCAGACUCCUCGAGGCCUGAGCUGCUCCAGCCUCUGAACUUCGUUCGGUUUUAUCUCCCUCUGCUUGUCCACCAGCAUGAGAAAGUCAUCUAUCUGGACGAUGACGUCAUUGUACAAGGCGAUAUCCAGGAACUGUAUGACACCACCUUGGCUCUGGGCCAUGCAGCGGCCUUCUCAGAUGACUGUGAUUUGCCCUCUGCUCAGGACAUCCACCGACUUGUGGGGAUACAGAACACAUACAUGGGCUAUCUCGACUACCGGAAGAAGACCAUAAAGGACCUUGGCAUCAGCCCCAGCACCUGCUCAUUCAAUCCUGGUGUGAUUGUCGCCAACAUGACCGAAUGGAAACACCAGCGCAUCACCAAACAGCUGGAAAAAUGGAUGCAGAAGAAUGUGGAAGAAAACCUCUACAGCAGCUCCCUGGGAGGAGGAGUGGCUACCUCUCCGAUGCUGAUUGUGUUUCACGGGAAGUAUUCCACCAUCAACCCGCUGUGGCACAUAAGGCACCUCGGCUGGAACCCUGACGCGAGAUAUUCGGAGCACUUUCUGCAGGAAGCAAAGCUACUCCACUGGAACGGAAGACAUAAACCCUGGGACUUUCCUAGUGUUCACAAUGACUUAUGGGAAAGCUGGUUUGUCCCUGACCCUGCAGGGAUCUUUAAACUGAAUCACAAUAGAUGAAACACUCCUACAGUUAAAACACUCCCUGGAUAAAAAUGGAAUGGGCCCUUUGAAUCCUCUCGCACUGUUUGUGAGCAACACUUCUGAUAUAUGAUCUACAAUGUAAGAAACAAAAACUACUGUGUACAAUUAGAACCGGGGCCCAUAUGGACAGACUUAACUUCCUGAACCUCAGAUGAGCUUAGGAGCAGCCUCUACCCAUUCCUUUUGGUGUUUUGAGACGGGGUCUUGCUACGUACCUCAGGUCUUGACCUGAAUGACAACUGUAUCUGAAAACUCAAAAUCUCUAAUUUCUUAGUUAGAUAUUCUUGUAGCGGUUCUUUUGUUUUGAUUUUAAGAUGGGGUCUCCCCGGCUGGGGAAGGUGUUUAAGAGUAUGGCUGCUUUUCCAGAGGGUCCAGGUUUGAUUCCCAGCACCCACAUGGCAGCUCAGUUAUCUGUAAAUACAGUUCUAAGGGAUCUGACCUUCUCUUCUGGCCUUCAUAGGUACUGGGCACACAUGUGAUGUACAGACAUAUUGCAGGCAAAACAUCCAUACAUGUUUUUAAAAUAAUAUGAACAAGUUAGCCGGGUGAUGGUGGCACAGGCCUUUAAUCUCAGCACUCAAGAGGCAGACAGAGGUAGACAGAUCUCUGUGAGUUCGAGGCCAGCCUGGUCUACACAGUGAGUUCCAAGACAGCCAGGGCUACACACAGAGAAACCCUGCCUCAAAAAACAAACAAACAAACAGACAGACAGACAGACAGACAGACAGGGUCCCUCUAUAUAUCUUUGGAUAACUUGGAAUUCACAAAGAUGUGCAUGCCUCUGCCUCCUGAGCACUGGAACUGAAGGCCUGGGCCACCACACCUGGCUGAAAGCUUUUUCUUUUUUUUAUAACUGGUUGUCAUUUUUGUCUUUUAUAAAAUUAUAAAUUAAAAAUUGUAGUAUCUGUAAAAAUAAACUAUUCAAGCUUU
Arvicanthis niloticus (Nile rat) is the source of this 2654-nucleotide messenger RNA. NCBI's taxonomy places the organism in Eukaryota, Metazoa, Chordata, Mammalia, Rodentia, Muridae. The record is from RefSeq and is a predicted model, not a curated record.